Molecule: messenger RNA, 3098 nt
Organism: Planococcus citri (citrus mealybug)
Lineage: Eukaryota; Metazoa; Arthropoda; Insecta; Hemiptera; Pseudococcidae
Gene: sau
Product: Golgi phosphoprotein 3 homolog sauron
Exons: 5
Coding region: 190-1062 (290 amino acids)
Biological process (GO): retrograde vesicle-mediated transport, Golgi to endoplasmic reticulum; Golgi to plasma membrane protein transport; Golgi vesicle budding
Cellular component (GO): trans-Golgi network; cytosol; Golgi cisterna
Molecular function (GO): phosphatidylinositol-4-phosphate binding
Source: RefSeq, a predicted model, not a curated record
UGAUUAAUUUUUUUAUGAGAGCUUGUACUUUUUCUGUACGUUCAUUAGUGUCUUAAAAUUUAAAAACAACUUCGUCAGCAAUUUAUUUAACUCUUCUAAAUCGUUCUGCCGUUAAUUUCGCGUCUAUAUUGUUUCAAUUUUGUACCAUAUUUCCCUAGCACGAUGUCGUUAGUGUAAAUUGUGUAGCUAAUGAUCGCCACAAUGAAUCGCGAAGACGGCCUUAAAUUGAGGCGUAAUGUAGUGCGUGAUAACACUUCAAAUAGCAGCAAAGAAAAUAACAGCGAGGAUAAUAAAAUCGAUCAAGAAGAAAAUCUAGAAGAUGGAGAUUCGAAGGAAACACGCUUCACACUAAUGGAAGAAGUUCUUCUGUUGGGCCUUAAGGAUAAAGAGGGUUAUACGUCGUUUUGGAAUGACUGCAUAUCGUCCGGAUUACGAGGAUGUAUAUUAGUAGAAUUAGCCCUUCGUGGACGCAUCGAACUCGAAAAAGCUGGCAUGAGACGUAAGAGUUUAUCAACUCGAAAAGUACUGGUGAAAAACGAAACGUUGACUGGAGACGUGCUCUUGGACGAAGCCUUAAAACAUAUUAAAGAAACCCAGCCACCAGAAACAGUUCAGAGUUGGAUAGAAUAUUUAAGCGGAGAAGCGUGGAAUCCGCUCAAAUUGAAAUACCAGUUGAAAAACGUUCGAGAAAGAUUAGCGAAAAAUUUAGUAGAAAAAGGAGUAUGCACUACGGAAAAACAGAAUUUUUUAUUAUUUGAUAUGACAACCCAUCCUUUAACUGAUAACCAAGCCAAAACUAGAUUAGUUAAAAAGGUUCAGGAUGCUGUUCUAUCGAGAUGGGUUAAUGAUCCUCAGCGUAUGGAUAAGAGGAUACUAUCUUUGAUAUUUUUAGCCCACGCUUCUGAUGUUCUUGAAAACGCCUUUAUACCGUUGAACGAUGACGAUUACGAACUCGCUAUGAAACGAGUCCGAGAACUGGUCGAUGUAGAUUUAGAGGCAGAAUGCAUGAAGUCUCAAGGAAACGACGUAAUGUGGGCUGUGUUCGCCACUUUUAUUAAAUAAGUCGAGUGUUUAUUUAUAAAGCUACCUUUCGAUCAGAUGUUAGUAUUCGAAAUACGGCUCGAGCAACGAAUCAAGAAUGUUAUACAGUGUACCAUACCAUGAUUCCUACACACAAUAGCGAAACAGAGUCCUUUUUUCUACCUAACUGUAUUAUUAUAUAAGUUUACCGCUAAAAAAAAAAUCUCCUAAUCUAUCAUUUUUACUACGUAUCUGCGAUUUUAUAAACUGAUUUUCUACAUUGAAUACGUAAAAUAAUUGUACAAUGAAAGUAAUUCGGAAAUUUUCGUCGUUAGAUUUAUAUACCGAUUAUCUCCUCGUUUUAACCGGAAAUAACCAAAACGUGAUGAGAGAUAAACAAAAAAUCAUCGAGGAUUUGUAAUGGUGCGUAUUCCUUUACAUAAAGACUGCUUUGUAAUCUACAUACAAUUUUUUUGAGCUUUCACAUAACUCAAAUUCCAUCGUUGCUUUUUUAACCGGAAAUAUUUACCUUCACACUCGAAAAUUUUAAUCAUGCCAGUUCUAAAAUCAUUUUUUUUUACUCGACUUUGAAAAAAAAUAAUUUCGCUAGUAAAUUAGAAAGGUCUUCGUUGAGUUAUUCGUUGAUGUCGAUCUAUGUAAGGGGUUCAGGAUUAAUUAUUGGAAGUUGCGAGUAUAGAUAAAUUGUGAAUUUUUGCAAAGUGAUGAGACUUGCAUAAAAUCGAGUGAGUCUUCCUGAAAUACUAAUUACGCACGUAGGUAAUCAAGCGAAGAAAUGCACAUUACUAUCACUUUUUAUCCGAUUUAUUAUGGUUACCGUUAGUUGAAUGUUUUUUUUUUUUUCGAAAAAAAAAUGAUACCGAUGUAGGGCUUGAAAAAUAUUUGUAUUUUUUUGCUUUUUGUAUAGUUUGUACGAUAUUUGAACGUUAUUUUGUUUUUAUAUUACCUAGUGUAUUUUUAGCUUAGGUAUAGAACUGUGAUUCGUAAUGACUACGAGUAUAUUUUUUUCGAUAGGGAUUUGAAAAAAAAACGACAACUUUGUCCUAUAGAGUUCCUACACGAAGGAAUGUUGAAUUUUAACGAUGAGAGAAUGUAAAAUACGAUAAUUUCGAAUUGUAUCGAUUAUUUUGUGAUCAUCGUCGCGUAUUUGUACAUUCCAAGGAUCAAGAUUCGGAUAUUUGGCUCUCGAUUUUUAACGACAAUACGAAGAACAGUGUUUUAUCAUGUAAGAAAACAAAUUCGAGUAUACACGUUGAUAAUUUUCUUCGUAUUUUCUUAUCGAAUUUCAGACACCACGAUUACGUAUUCGUCCAAGUUGCGUGAAAAUUUCCUAGAACUAAAGGGCUAAUAUGUUUUACGACCAAAAGUCAAUUAUUUUUGAAAAAUUUUAAAGAUAGACACGACCAACGUCAAGAAGAACCUUAACUUUUAACGAUAAGACCUUCGUAUUUUAACCAAUAUGGCGGUAUACUAGUCAAAACCUUGUCAAUGGGAAAUACGUUGAGAAAUUAGGGUCAUAACAGCUGUUAUCCUUUGUAUACGUAUAUUUGUGUGGUUUUGGUCAAUUUUUUUAUUAUUCGACUUUGGAUUGCCUGCCUUUGCCCUUUGCUGUUUUUGUUUUUUUUUUUUUGGUACGUCACGAAGAAAAAAGUGGUUAUAAAUUGAUACAACUUUGCCUUUUAGAUAUCGAAUAGAAAAGACGAUGUGUGUGGUAUUCGAUUUCGAUUUCGAUUCGAUGUGUAUAGUUAUAAAAAUAUAAGGUCAUUGUUUUCGUUUAAAUUUUAUGAUAAUUUAAGAUUUUAAAUAUCUUACGUCGAUACUUAACUCUUUGCACAAUAAGUUUGUUCUAUUAAAUAAUCGUUUCUAGGUUUUCUUACUACUCUAUCUGUAUUGGACAACUAUUACCUUAUGCCAUAUGUAGAGUUUUAUUAAUAUUGUAUGAUGAUUCUUCGUUCUUGAAAAAUAAUUGUAAAUACGGUAAUAUAAAAUAAUAUACUUUGUACAUUUACCUAUCAAUUUUUUUUUGUUUUCUUCGAUGGUAAAUAAACGCGUGUAUGUUA